Rosa chinensis is the source of this 3225-nucleotide messenger RNA. RefSeq names its product receptor-like protein 35. Lineage: Eukaryota; Viridiplantae; Streptophyta; Magnoliopsida; Rosales; Rosaceae. Gene Ontology annotation, molecular function: protein binding. The record is from RefSeq and is a predicted model, not a curated record. Bases 1 to 3135 code for a protein of 1044 amino acids. The transcript has a single exon.
AUGAAAACUUUGCUACAUUUCUUCCUUCUCUUGAUCACACUUUGGGUCAGUAUCAUCAUUCCAGCAGUUCACAGCCAGUGUAUUAAAGACCAGCAACUAUCAUUGCUCCAAUUCAAGAAAAGCCUCGUGUUCUAUGAUGAUAUUUUCAUCCGUCCACGUACCAGGCUUAUUUCUUGGAAUGCAAGUACUGAUUGUUGUUCUUGGGUGGGCAUCACUUGCAGCCGUAAUGGGCGUGUUCGGGGUCUUGAUAUAAGCAGCGAACAGAUCUCAGCUGGAAUUGACAAUUCCAGCAGUCUCUUCCAUCUUCAUUAUCUUCAAAGCCUCAAUCUGGCCGACAACCGACUUGGCAGUAACUCUCAAUCAAUUCCAUCCGCAAUCGGAAAUCUCCUGAACUUGAGGUAUCUGAAUUUAUCUCUUAAUGAUUAUUCAGGGCAAAUUCCCAUGGAAAUUUCACGAUUGACGAGGUUGGCAGUUGUUGAUUUUUCUAAGAAUGGAGCAUUCCACAUAAAACUUGGAAGUCCAAAUUUACACACGUUUGUUCAAAACCUCACAGAGCUUAGAGAGUUGUAUCUUGAUUGGGUCCAAAUAUCAGAACAGGGGAGGGAGUGGUGCCGAGCCAUAUCAGAUUCCCUUCCUAACCUCAGGGUCUUGAGCAUGUCCGCGUGUGAUCUCUCAGGCCCUGUUCUCCAGUCCCUUGCUAAGCUUCGGUCUCUAUCCGUGAUUAGGUUGGACGGGAACCAUAUCUCUGCGCCAGUUCCAGGAUUCUUUGCCAACUUUUCAAACUUGACUGUCUUGAGUCUCGGAGACUGCGGGUUGCAUGGAACAUUUCCCAAAGAGAUCUUUCAGUUACCUUCUCUACAAAGUAUUGGCCUUUUAGGUAAUUACCAACUUGAUGGUUCCUUGCCAGAAUUCUCAAGGAACGGAUCUCUUCAGCACUUGGAUCUAGGCUGGACAAAUUUUUCAGGGUUAUUGCCAAAUUCUAUUGGCAAUCUCAAGAUGCUGUCCACCAUAGAUAUUGAUUAUUGCAAUUUCACCGGACCGAUCCCCAAGUCAAUGACAAACCUUACACAAUUGGUUUCUUUGUCGAUGCCUGAUAACAAGUUGGAAGGUUCAAUUCCGUCAUUCAGUGGGGCCAAGAAUGUUCACACCAUAGAACUUUCCAACAAUCGUCUAACAGGUACUAUUAAUUCCACCCACUGGAGAAACCUUACUAAGCUAUCCUCUCUCUGUUUGAAUUCCAAUAAGCUCGAUGGAAAUAUCCCAGCAUCUCUGUUUUCUCUUCCCAGAAUUGAUCUUUCCAACAAUCAAUUCUCUGGUCCAUUCCCUGAAAUUUCUAAUGUGUCCUCCUCCUUGCUGAAUGCUCCUGGUCUUGCAAUUUAUUUGGGUAGCAACAAUCUCGAAGGGCCAAUACCUAUGUCUAUCUUUAGCUUGCGAGGUCUUAGGGCUCUAGAUCUUUCUUCAAAUAAUUUCAGUGGCUCGUUUCCUCUUGAUGGUCUACACCAGCUGAGAAAUCUUUCUGCACUUGAUCUUUCACACAAUAACUUGUUUCUUAGCCCUGAUCAUACCAAUUUCUCAUAUUCCUCAUUUUCUCAACUAUCUACUUUGAGGUUGGUGUCAUUGAAAUUGAUAACAUUUCCUAAUUUCUUGAGAAAUCAAUCUAACUUGAGAAUAUUGGACCUUUCGGAUAACCAGAUAAAUGGCAAGGUACCCAACUGGAUUUGGGGUUUUAGUGAUCUUGAGAACCUAAAUCUUUCUUGCAACUCCCUAGAUUCCGUAGAAGUUCCUUCAAUCAAUCACAGUAAUUUACUAAGUCUAGAUUUCUCGAGGAAUUAUUUCAGCUCUUCCAUACCGAGUACCAUUGGAGAUGUGCUUGGUAGCACUGUGUUCUUGUCGCUUUCGAGCAAUAACCUCAGUGGGAUCAUACCAGAAUCAUUAUGCAAUUCAAGAAAUCUUCGUAUUCUUGAUCUGUCCAAUAAUUCUUUGAGUGGCACAGUUCCCCGGUGCUUGACUACAAUGAGCACGCUUCUAGUACUCAAUUUAAGGAGAAACAAUCUUACAAAUGUUAAUGAAUUCUCUCAUAAUUGCAGUUUAGAAAUGCUGGACAUCAGUGGAAAUCAAAUUCAAGGCCAGUUUUUAAGAUCUCUUGUCAACUGCACCCAGUUAAAGGUUUUAAAUCUUGGAAACAAUCUUAUAACAGAACCAUUUCCAUGCUUUUUGAGUAACACAUCCACCUUGCGUGUCCUUGUCUUGCGAUCCAAUAAAUUCUAUGGGCGCAUUGGAUGUCGCAAGACUAAUGGCACUUGGCCAGUACUUCAAAUCAUAGACUUAGCUCACAACAAUUUUAGUGGUGAAGUACCUGGAACAGCUUUGACAACUUGGCAGGCCAUGAGGAAUACCAAAGAUAAUGGCCCAUGGAAGAUCAGUAACAUUGGACUUAAUUACGAUGACGACCUUUAUUAUCAAGAAGAUACAGUCAAUGUUAGCAACAAAGGUUUAGAGAUGGAGCUGGACAAUAUUUUAACAAUCUUCACCUCCAUUGACUUCUCAUGCAACAAGUUCAACGGAUCAAUACCGGAGGAAAUUGGAGAACUCAAAUCAUUAUAUGCCCUCAACUUGUCCAACAAUGCUUUCACAGGUGCAGUUCCAUCAUCAUUAAGUAACUUGAGUGAGCUAGAGUCUUUGGACCUCUCGAAAAACAAACUGAGCGGUCAAAUCCCACUGGAGCUUACAAAACUCACUUUCCUUGAAUUCUUGAAUCUCUCAUAUAAUCAAUUGGUCGGGAGGAUACCAAGCGGUGCUCAAUUUUCAACAUUUGAUGCAGCUUCCUUCGAAGGUAACAAAGGAUUGUGGGGGCCUCCUUUAACAACAUAUAAUAGAACAGGGUUCUCACCAAAGUUGGAAGCAAACCAUUCAAAUCCUGGACAUGAGAUUGAUUGGGAUAUUAUCUGUCCUGAAAUUGGAUUUACAUGUGGGUUUGGGAUUUCCAUCGGGUCACUUUUGUUCUGCAAGAGAUGGAGGAAAUGGUAUUACAGAGCUAUGUAUAACAUGCUUCUAAAGAUAUUCCCUCAGCUGGAAGAAAGAUUUGGUCAUCACUGGAGACAUGUUUAUGUACAUCAGAGAUACUGGAGACGUUGAAAUGGUUGUGAAGAUCAAUGCACCUGACUUGUUGUCGGCCUCAUUUUGCUAAUAAGGACUAAGAUCUGUGCUUUGUUUCUGUGUAUUUUC